AAAUCUUCCCAAUAAAACAAGUGCAACUAAGAAGGGCAUGAAAACAUUGCAUUAAGCUCGUACAAGACCAUAGUUGGUUAAAAACUUAAAGAAACAGGAAUUUUGAGGAAUGGCAACAAGAGUUAUGUAUGGAAGAAGAGAAGGACAAGUUAAAGAUAACGAUGCCACUGCAUACAACAACCAAGAUCAGAGGAUUGGUUUUGCUGCUCAAGGAAUAGAUCCUAAAAGUGUUCUGGUUAUCCAGCCAAAGGACUGGAAAAGAAUACAAGAUAAUUUAUCAAGGUACAACAAGGAGGCAGAGGAGGCAAAAAUCCGAAGAGAUGAGAGAGAGAGACUCCAUGAAACGUCAAAAAGUAUGGUGAAGAAUUGGGACAACACAAAUGAGGGUAUAAGGCAGAAAAAACUCCAUGCAAGGAAGUUGAAAGAAGAAAAAGAGGAGGAAGAAAGAGUUAAAUUAGACAUUGAAGAGGCUAAGUUGCAAGCCGAGAAAAGGAAGGAGGCAAUUGAAAGAGCCAAAACAUUGCAAUAUUAUCAAACAGACAGAGUGAAAGAAUUCCAUGGAGCCUUGCUGUUAACUGAAGUGAUGAAAGAAAGAGAUGCACAAAUAGAGUUAAAGAAAAGCAAACAGAAUUGGGAGAAAGACAGAGAUGCCUAUUUGCAUCAGCUUCAUCAAAGGGAAAUAGAGGAAAGCAUCAAAAGAGACCAAGAUAAAGCAGCCGAAAGAUACAACCAAAAGCGAACCAUUGCACAGUUUCAAUUGAUGCAGGUAACAGAUCAUAUACAGGAGCAGGAAAAAGUCAAAGUUGAAGAUAUAAAAGAAGGGGAGAAUAUUAAGCAGCAAGUUGAAAUGUAUGAAGCUGCCAAAGUUGCCAUUGUCAAGCAAAAGCGAGCUGAUAAAGUAGCUUUGAAAGGAACAUACAAAAAAGACCUUGAGCUGAAAAAGAUUCACCUGGAGCAAGAAAAGGAGAAAGAAUAUCUUGAAGAUGUAGAAAUUGGAAAAUUUGUAGAUGCUAAAAAGAAAAUGAUACAAAUGCGUAAGAAGAAGGAAGUUGAACUUUUCCAGGCUUUCCAAAAUCACACUGAGAACAUGAGGAAAAAACUGCAUGAACAAAUGAAGCAAAAAGUAGACGAUGAAGAUGACAGAAUAGCAAAGGCUGUUGCUGAGCAAGAGAAAAAGAGACUGGAAGAAGAACAGCGAAAAGACGCGCAAAGAGAACAAGAGCUCCAGUCCAUAAGGGAUCACCGAGUCAACAUGAUUGAGUACGCGGAGAAUGUGAAAGAACAAGAACGGACAAAGGACGAGGAACUUUUAAAGAUCCGUGUCCUGGAAGAUCAAGAGUAUGAAAAGCAGAUGGAAGAAAAGAGAUUGAACAAUCGAGUAAAAUCACAAAAAAAUCAGAAGACACUUAAGGAUCAAAUGAAUCAUAAGAAGGAAAAAAAACAAGUUGCUCGCAAACAACAGCUCAAAUAUGACAAGAAAAUCCUCGAAUUAGUUGUCAAAGAAGAAGAGCAGUUUCAAGAUUACGCCCAGAAGGUCAUUGGUGAGGCAAAGUCGAAAGGUAGAAACCCCUAUCCGCUUGUCAAAGCUGCAGCAUCAGGUCCAGGUGGAGGAACUGGACCCAAGUUUGACGGGAUCGGAGGCCUAAGGCCGAGUUACCCGACUUGUGACGCAACGGGAGUCCAGCUACCGUAUUAUCGAAAGGACGGUUUAACUCAUGACAAGGCGUAUGGACAUGUUGGCAAAUCAGGAAAGCGUCUAGGUUUUAAUUGGUGAAAAUACUACUUGAUUUUCGUAUUUUAUAAGUUUAAUAUGGAUCUUCAGGUGUAUGUCAUAAAACGCCAGUGUUAUUUUUACAAAAUAUGUUAGACAAUUUUGCUGAAAAUUUGUAAAUAGAGUAUCGUUUUGGUUUUAAAAAUUUGUCAGAUAGAAAA
Molecule: messenger RNA, 1932 nt
Organism: Rhopilema esculentum
Lineage: Eukaryota; Metazoa; Cnidaria; Scyphozoa; Rhizostomeae; Rhizostomatidae
Product: cilia- and flagella- associated protein 210
Cellular component (GO): axonemal microtubule
Source: RefSeq, a predicted model, not a curated record